Messenger RNA from Portunus trituberculatus (swimming crab), 1529 nucleotides. RefSeq names its product trypsin-like. The coding region runs from base 91 to 1404 and encodes 437 amino acids. NCBI's taxonomy places the organism in Eukaryota, Metazoa, Arthropoda, Malacostraca, Decapoda, Portunidae. The transcript has 4 exons. Gene Ontology annotation, biological process: proteolysis. The record is from RefSeq and is a predicted model, not a curated record. Gene Ontology annotation, molecular function: serine-type endopeptidase activity.
GGCAUUGGCCCCAUGGUUUCUACCGUCAUAUAACCUGGUGGCGGGCAGAGGGUCGUCAGUGCAGUCUGUCAAGCCCCAGCAGCUGAGGACAUGAAGGCCUGCAGUGUGUUGGUGUUGGUCGCCGUGGCCUGCGUGCCCGCCCUGGCCCAGGAAGGCGGAGAAUAUGUGGACCCCAAGCAGGGAGAAUAUGUGGACCCCAAGCAGGGAGAAUAUGUGGACCCCAAGCAGUCAUGUGGAGGAACAAUGACUGUGGGCGCGGAGCCGGUGGUGAUCACCAGCCCUAACCACCCCAACGACUACGCCAACAGGCAGAGGUGCAAGUGGAGGUUUACGGCGGAGGACCCUGACGACGCACUGUUCCUCAGCUGCGAGGAGUUCAGUGUGCUCUGCAAGGGAGACAGGCUGAACAUCAUCGAGGGAGGCGUUGUGCAGGAGAGGCUGUGUGGCAGUGACCCGGUGGAGUACGCCUCUGAAGGAAACGUCAUGGUACUCAAGUUCCGCACCAACAGGCGUGGCACCAGUUCAGGCUUCUCCUGCACGGUGACCUCCUCCUCCUACUACGAGGGCUCCUCCUCCUCCUCUUCUUCCUCCACCGAGGAGGGCGAGGAGAACACCACGCCCUCCAGCAACACUGGCUCCUGCAAGUGCGGCGUGCCUAACCUCAACAGGAUCGUGGGCGGUCAGGAGGUGAAUCCCAAGAACAAGUACCCGUGGCAGGUGGGACUCAAGAUGAGUAACGGCCGCAACUACUGGUGCGGCGGCUCCAUCAUCAACGACAGGUACGUCAUGACCGCCGCCCACUGCAUCUACGGCAUGAGCUCCACCAACAGUGGCUUGAUGGUGGGCGUGGGCGACCACAACAUGUACCAGACCAGCGACGACGUGUCGGGAGCCACGCGCCUGGUGGCCGUGGAGCGAAUCAUCCAACACCCUGACUACAACACACGCACCCUGGACAACGACAUCGCGCUGCUCAAGCUGUCCGAGACGCUGGACCUCACCCAGUACAAGGAGGUGGGCGCCGUGUGUCUGCCCGCCGACGACUCCAAGACUUACGCCGGGGAGUUGGCCACUGCCUCUGGCUGGGGCACAACCAGUUCCGGCGGCUCACAGCCCUCCACGCUCUACGAGGUGGUGGUGCCCAUCCUGGAGCCUUCCUGCUGGGGCAUGUCCGUCACCGCCAACAUGCUGUGUGCCGGCCUGGAGGAGGGCGGCAAGGACACCUGCCAGGGAGACUCCGGCGGCCCUCUCUACGUGGAGGAGAACUCCGUGCGCGUGCAGGUCGGUAUCACCUCGUGGGGCUACGGCUGUGCUGACGCCAACAGCCCCGGCGUGUACGCCAGGGUCAGCAAGUACGUGUCCUGGAUCCAGCAGAACACCCAGGACGCCACCUACUGCCAGUAGUACCACCACCACCGCCACCACCAUGGCAACUCCUGGCUGGCAAUGCACUUGCCCGCCAUCCAUGCACGAACCUUUCACGGCACAAUGACCAAUGAUAAUGCUAAUAAACCACCAACAACCUGCAA